Molecule: messenger RNA, 3848 nt
Organism: Daphnia magna
Lineage: Eukaryota; Metazoa; Arthropoda; Branchiopoda; Diplostraca; Daphniidae
Product: protein tramtrack, alpha isoform
Exons: 5
Coding region: 243-1838 (531 amino acids)
Biological process (GO): regulation of transcription by RNA polymerase II
Cellular component (GO): nucleus
Molecular function (GO): protein binding
Source: RefSeq, a predicted model, not a curated record
CAGGCUCUAUUUGCAGCCCUCAACCCUAACGUUGGCUAACGCAGACUAGUCUCACACAUACACACACUCAGUUCACCCCCCUUGGGGCGAUUUGGGUUUGUUUUUCUCCUCUCGCUCUCUCCUGUUCGCUUAGUCCGUGGCCUGAAGUGGGUUGGUGAGCGCUGCUUCGUGCUAGGGUGGGGCAUUCGGGUGUACAAGACUGUGACUUUGUGCACGAGUCAAAUGCUAGCAGCACCAGCACCAUGGCCUCAUCCUCUCCGUCUCCCCAGCAGCAGUUCUGCCUGCGAUGGAAUAAUCACCAGUCUGCCCUCGUCUCUGUGUUUGACCACUUGCUCCAAAGUGAGGCCUUUGUCGAUGUUACUCUGGCCGUUGAGGGUCUUCUCCUCCGAGCCCACAAAUUAGUGCUCUCAGCCUGCAGCCCGUAUUUCCAGGCUAUGUUUGCAUCCCAUCCAGCCAAACACCCAAUCAUCAUUCUCAAGGAUGUCCGCUACAAUGACCUGCGAGCACUUUUGGAUUUCAUGUACAAAGGAGAGGUGGCUGUCGACCAGGAUCGUCUUCCCGCGUUCCUUCGACUUGCUGAAAGCCUUAAGAUUCGUGGCCUGGCCGAGUUUUGUGAGGAAAGUCUCUCGCAAGCCACGUCGCAGCCUCCCAUCUUCGAUUCACUGUUGGAUUCGCAAAAGAGGAGCCAUCCGUCAGGACCUCCCUCACUUUCGCACCAGCAGUCGCAACAGCAGUCCCUCAAUGCUGUUCCCGCGCCUCUGACGGCUGUAGAGCUUUUGCCUGUUUCCAAUCAAAGACCGCCAAUUGAUUUCAGCGUGCCGGCCAUGGCCAGUAUGUUUGGAUCGCCAAUUCCCUUAGCGUCUGUGCGUAGUAGUAGUAGCAUGAGCAGUUCAACCAAACGGCCUUCCAGCCCUCAAACUUAUGCUCAUCACAGGAGGAAGAGAGGCAGACCGCCUCGUCAAUCUUAUUCUGAAUCGGCUGGGAUAUUAAACAACGUUGUUGGACUGAAAUCAAACGCUAGCAAAGAUGCCCGUAGUUCGAGCCCCGAAGUAAUGGAGAUGAACGUCGAUCUUCUCUCCAUGGGUGUCUCGAACAACGGUCCCAACACUGCUCUCAACCCUCACGCACCGAUCAAUUCUAACGCUCACGCAGAUUCUUCCUGCACGGCUCAAGACGAUCACAUCAAAGGGGCGUCGUCGCGGAAUUCCAGCCCCGUCAACAACACCUCUAUUGCGAAACACGAAUCCUCACCUCUGCUGGAACCCGACACGCGACCAGACGGCUUAGAACCUCAAGCCGGACCGUCGCAAGAAAGUGAAUUUGACAGUAGCAGACGUGGUGGAAAAUCAGGGAAGGGCAACAGGAGAGCCCGUGGACGGCCGAGAGGUUACGGUCGCAACGCCAAUUCGCUUGACCGUUCACUUUUAUCUGCCGAUUCGUUGGAUGAUUUGGCUGGCCCGUCGCAAAGGGAAGGUUCAAGCACGCCGGAUCGGACUCUGCUCGGCGGCUCCAAUAACAGCAAUUCAAACAACACGGAGCAGCUGCAGGAGAUGUCGAUUCGCGGCUUGAACCUCUUCCGCUACGCUUCCGUUUCGGAGGAGGGCAUGUACCGUUGCAUCCCUUGCGAAAAGGAGCACGUGACGCGGACGUUCAAAAACAAGUACAGCUUCCAACGACACGCCUACCUCUACCACGAAGGCAACCAGCGCAAAGUGUUUCCAUGUCUGGUGUGCGGACGCGAGUUUUCACGGCCCGACAAACUCAAGCACCACCUCAAGACCGUUCACGACUACGCCGUGCCGCGCGAGUAUAGCAAUGCCUACUACUCUCUGCCCUAGUAUUCGUCACGGCUUCCACUUCUCGUCACACUCUCGCCUACCUGCCCCAGCUUUUGUUAGGUAAAGCAGGAAAAACAAUUCCUCUUCCUUCUCUUUGCCUCCGUCAGUUCCAAAAAAACAGAAAAACAAAACAAAAUCCAAAGUGCUUCGUUCAUUCAUCAUAAUGUCGCGCUCGCACUAUUGUUAUUAUCGUUAUUAUUAUCGUAGUUUAAGUCAUCAGUAAUACUUUCACCCACUCUAUUCUUUUUUUUUUUUUUUUCAAUCACCUGUUUUCUCAUCCAUUUUUAUAACCCCCGGUGCCAAUAGCUCAUCAAAAAAAAAAAAGCAAAAAUCCAUAUCCGCUCAGCUCCUCCUGCUCCUCUUCCUCCGCCUAGGAAGAGGGGGACAAAUAAUUGAAACACAACUACCUUUUUUUCGCACGGCCACUGCCUGAAGAAGUGGAAGCAAUGUUGAGAGAAUCUUAUUGAUUAUUUUUUAAGUUGUUUUGAGUUUGAAAGAGAGAAGAAACAAACUUUUUCUCUCCCCCCCUCCUCCCUCUUUUUUUUCUCUUGUCUUUUUAACGACACGAAAAAUAAGGGGGGAAAAAAAAGUAUCGGGUCUCGGGAAUGAAACGCGGGAUAUCCAACGCCAAAAGCCAACAAUAUCGGAGUAAACAACCCGAUCGAGAUCGAUCAGGUUGCGUUUUUAUUUUUAUUUUUUAUGUUACAGAAAAAGACAAAAACAAAACAAAACCCUUAUUAUUCUUUAAGUAUAUAUAUUAAAUAUUAUACGAAAUAAUUCGUGUGUUUUUUCGUUUUUUUUUUUUAGGUUUAUUGUGGGAUCCCUGGUCUCUUUGAUUUUUGUUUUAAAAUUUUGUUUCGCGUUCGCAGGCAGACACUAACUUUUUUGUACCACCACUACACGCUUUAAGAGAAAAGAUGCAGUUCUUUUCGCGACAGUGCGCCUCUCUCUCCCCCCCAUCCCCAUAUAGUUCAAUUGUUACAAGCGGUGAAGAUUUCCGGUGAUGGAUCGAUUCGAAAUUCGUUUUUAAAAAUCUCUGGGAUUUCAUUUUGUUUAGUUCGUUUUUACAUGACAAUCCCAGGGCGGGUUUCGAACAUCCGAUGGCAUUUCAUUGUUGUUGAUGUUUGUUUUGAUUUUUUAUUUUAUUUUUAAAAUAAUCUCUUUUACUAUAACUACCAUUAGUACCAUAACUUUGAUUUUUGCAUAGGCCUUUAUUGCGCACGAGUAAAGAGAGGAGAAAAAAAAACAGGAAUUCGGUAGAGCGCGCGCGAAAAGAAGUGAAUUUCAAAAACAAAAAAAUGCAUUUUUCGCGCUCUGCCUUUCCCCCUCCCCCCAAUUUUCCCUGUGUACGUAUUUUUUUUUGCGUGUGAACGUGAGCGUGAAAGUCUUUGACACGUUUAAGGUUGUGCUCUCCAGACAAAGAAAAAAGAAGAAGAAGAAGAAGAAAAAAACACAAAAACAAACAAAAAGAGGGGAAAAGAAUUAGAAAAAAUUAAUUGUUGGGUUUUGUUGUUGUAUGCUGUUACAUUGUUGUCGCAAUCUAGUAAAAAAAAAGGAAAAAGAAAAAAAUUUUUAAGAGGGAAAAAUUCCCCCCCAUCUAAUCCCCCCCUUUUUAAAAAAAAACCUUUUAAGGUUUACAAAAAAAAAAUUAAGAAAAGAAUUAAUAAUAAUAAUAAAAUAAUAAUAGAGUAUGGUGAAUUUUUGUUUUAGUAGCAUGUGCGUGAGUUGUUGAUAUACACCUCCUCCCCUCCCCCCUCCCACGGCGAUUCGGAAACCCAGUGAAGCCAAUCCAUUUAAUGGAUUUCCAAAAUACAGUACACAACAACACAAUGUAGUUGUAGCUAACAAAACGAAAAUUUAAAGAUAAUUUUUUUUUCGCAGGUCUGAAAAACAAAAACCAAAAAUUUGUUUAUUCUUGAAUAUGUAAACAUACAGUACAUUUUCUAUUCAGUGUUUUUUUGUUUUUUUUUAAGCUCCUGUAAUCUCCGUAAAAAAAAAAGAGAAACCCAA